Molecule: messenger RNA, 6386 nt
Organism: Pelmatolapia mariae (spotted tilapia)
Lineage: Eukaryota; Metazoa; Chordata; Actinopteri; Cichliformes; Cichlidae
Gene: fbxl16
Product: F-box and leucine-rich repeat protein 16
Exons: 7
Coding region: 370-1875 (501 amino acids)
Biological process (GO): SCF-dependent proteasomal ubiquitin-dependent protein catabolic process
Cellular component (GO): SCF ubiquitin ligase complex
Molecular function (GO): protein binding
Source: RefSeq, a predicted model, not a curated record
GCACGCUGCUGUUCCAGCUGCCCUCGCCUAUCUCUUUAAAUGAGACUGAGCCUCUCCGCUCUGCGUGUGUGCAUGUGUGUGUGGAGGAGAAAUUACGAGACAGAAAGGGCCACUGUAGGACUCGGCGAUCGAAAACACAAUAGACAAGCUCUUGUGCUUGGAUGCGAACGACUUUGCAGAGGAGCCGAAUGUGGUUUUCUGUCUAUGGCGCAUCUUUAGCUCGGCGAUUGGACGCAGGACCAGCUCGUAAUAAUUAUUUAUUUCGCCCAUUCUGCGCCGCACCGGUGGAAGAACCGUGAUCGAGGCAGCGACAGCGACGUGCUGAUCAUGGAUUAAUGCCCGAGUGAUUUUUCAUCUACAAGAUUCCCAAUGUUGAACAUGUCCACACCGAGUGAACUGAAGUCCUCCUGUGUGACUCGUAACGGGAUGGUGAAGCUGCCUCCCAGCCAGCCCAACGGCCUGGGCAGUGCAAGCAUCACCAAGGGGACGCCUGCCGCCAAGAACCGCCUGUGUCAGUCCUCCUCUGUACCCUCCAUCCUUCCUCCUCCACCAUCUUCUCUAUCCUACCACCAUCACCACCUGGAUGGUCCAGGUAUGCCCCACGCUGCAGCUCCUCUCCUGCCCUCUGAGCCUGGGAAACCUCUGGUGGGUCUGAAACCAUCUCUUUGCCAGCUUCCUCCUCUCACCCUGCCCAAACCUGUACUGCUGGAGCGCCAGCUCGUUCUGGAUGAGAAGCUGCUCAACCGGCUGCUUUGGUACUUCACCACAGCGGAGAAAUGUGUACUGGCGCAGGUGUGCAAGACGUGGCGCAAGGUGCUGUACCAGCCUAAGUUCUGGGAAGGAGUGACACCCAUCUUGCAUGCUAAAGAGCUGUACACCUUACUGCCCAAUGGGGAGAAGGAGUUUGUCAGCCUCCAGGCCUUUGCUCUGCGUGGAUUUCAGUCGUUCUGUUUAGUCGGUGUUUCAGACCUUGACAUUUGUGAGUUCAUUGACAACUACCCGCUGUCCAAGAAGGGUGUUCGGUCAGUCAGCCUCAAGAGGUCCACGAUCACAGAUGCUGGUUUGGAGGUUAUGUUGGAGCAAAUGCAGGGCCUGAUGCAUCUCGAACUGUCAGGCUGCAAUGAUUUCACAGAGGCUGGCCUCUGGUCGAGCCUCAACGCUCGCCUCACUUCCCUCAGCGUCAGUGACUGCAUCAAUGUGGCGGAUGAUGCCAUUGCUGCUAUCUCACAGCUCCUGCCCAACUUGUCAGAGUUGACCCUGCAGGCUUACCAUGUCACUGACACAGCCAUGGCCUACUUUACAGCCAAGCAGGGCUACACCACCCACACUCUGCGGCUUCACUCGUGCUGGGAGAUCACCAACCAUGGUGUGGUAAACAUGGUCCAUAGCCUGCCAAACCUGACUUCUCUCAGUCUCUCUGGCUGCUCCAAGAUCACAGAUGACGGUGUUGAGCUGGUCGCUGAGAACCUGCGCAAGCUCCGCAGCCUGGACUUGUCUUGGUGCCCUCGGAUCACGGACAUGGCUCUAGAGUACAUUGCCUGCGACCUGCACAAGCUGGAAGAACUGGUGCUGGACAGGUGUGUACGGAUCACAGACACAGGCCUGGGAUACCUGUCUACCAUGUCAUCAUUAAGAAGUCUGUAUCUGCGCUGGUGCUGUCAGGUGCAAGAUUUUGGACUGCAGCAUUUAUUUGGCAUGAGAAGUCUUCGCCUACUGUCUCUUGCAGGCUGCCCCCUGCUGACCACCACUGGUCUGUCAGGCCUCAUCCAGCUACAUGAGCUGGAAGAGCUGGAGUUGACUAACUGCCCCGGAGCAACUGCUGAGCUCUUCAAAUACUACUCGCAGCACCUGCCUCACUGCAUGGUCAUCGAAUAAGGCCCAUGACCGACAGACCACCAUACUUCCUGUUUUUCUCACUCUUAUACUAAAUGCUAACUGCUCCUCUUGUAACACUGUUGCUCAUUACCUGACCCUACACCCAGCCCGUCUUCCUCCACACCACUCCAUUGAGUAGACUGACCCACAGCUGGACAGAGAGGAAGGAACUCAGACGAUGGUACGUGCCAGACCGGGACGAUAAUGGGAUGGUAUCUGAGGAGAUGCUGGAGUAAAGAGUUUGAUGUAACAUCUCGUCUCAGAGCAAGUUUUUUUUCUGGCUGUUGUCUACAGAGAAGACGGCAUCUUCAAAGACUCUGAUAGUGUUGACUUAAUGGAUACUGAAGCGAGUGACGGGCAGAUGCAACACGGGAAAUAAGAGAAAUGGAAAUAAAGAUUGAUGUGUUUUAGCUGUUGGAACUUACAUACGCGGUCACACACCGUAAACAUCCUGUAUAUGGUGAAAGCAGUCAGUGUAAGUCCUCAACACCACAAGGACUGACAUCUCAGACUGAACCCAUCAGUUGGUGUAAUAUAAACGCUUUAUUCAUUCUUUUUCUCAGAAGUAUUUGGCGCUUCAGUUUUCUUUGUUUCGGGAAAGCCAUAUGUCAUCCCACCAUACACCACAUGCCAGCUGGAAAAAAACAAGAACAGUUCAAUCAGUGACGACAGGGAUGGGAACAUCUCUCUUUUUCUCCUUUGUGUGUGUCAAGUGUUCGUUGUGGACUUGGAGCGACCCAUCAUAAAACCACCACUCCUAAAGUAAUAAGAAACCACAAACAAACAAUCACAUCUGUUUACGUUUGGUUUGAUUUGGGGGUUUGCACUCUGGUGUGUUCCAUUUGGUUUUGUGCUCCUUUCUACACUUUUUGCACACAGAUGUAGUUUACAGGCCUGGAGGAGACACGGUGAGAGAGUCUGCUAACGAUAUGAUGCUCGUGUCUGAAAUGGUGAAUAGAAGUGAAUUACAAAUGUGACGGGACAUGUGCUCUCAAGUUCAGUAAAGGGGUUCACAUUUGACUCCCUGAACUUUGAGUGUAACGUUUAGUGUCUGAAUUUGAAAUUGAGCUCACUCAAGCUACUUAUUUAUUGUGUGCAGUUUGCUAAAGCCAGGUUACUUCCAGCAGUGAAUGCAGGUGGGUUGCUGUUGGUGUUCAAAUCAGAGAAACUAUUCAAAGCUACUUUCAACUAUUAGAACAAUGUCCAGUAGAAACAAGAGUCUCAUUGGUGAGAAAUGUUGCCACUAAGCCACAGUCAGAGAAAUCAUUUGAUGUAAAAACAAACAGCAUGAAUGAGGUUUCACAUUUUCAGUCCAAACUGGGCUCUAAGCUGCCUUCUGCUGGCCACUGGUUGUGUUUGUAAAAUGACACUGGUAACCAUGACAUCAGUAACUGGGAAUCCCGCCGGUCCCCCCCUAAAGAAAGGAGCAGAAGCAGGCAGGUGUAGGUAUGCCGACCCUAACCAAACCCCUCUGACCCAGUUGACAUCAGCUGUAAACUGUAAAGUGAGCAGCAUAACACUGACCAGGGCUUUGGACUGCUAAAGCGAUAACUACUCACAGUGUUUGAUUCUACGGUACAUACAGUAGGUAAUAAAAGACAAAAGCUCCCCGUAAGCCAAAGAAUCUGAAAGUAAGUCGCUUUCCACCCCGACAGAGAGCCUCCAUCCUGCCUCGCUGGUUGAAGAGACAGUUUGAGCGUCAGCCAUCGUUUGCUUGUGACAAAUGUUGCUUAAAUGUGGCUGCUUGUUUCUAAGUGACGACGGUGAAACGGACCGACUGUACGAACAAUGUAGAGCAUGCAUGUUUUUAGUUGGUCUGCCUUUUUGUUACAGAUCGGUUCCUUUUAGAUGUUCUUCAGCAUUUCUUCAUUGGACAUGAAUACAUUUAUUUAUUCAUGUAUUUAUUUAUUUAUUUAAAUCAGUUUGUGUCUGAUGUAAUUUAUUUAUUGAAGAGAUAUUCUUAAAUCAAUUUUGUGUUUGUUUGAGAACUUGCUUUUAAUCUGGACUUAUUUCAUUUAUUGCUGUCACUGCUGCGAUGAUUAUUAUAAUCACCAUGAACCACUGAGAUCAGUGAAUUGUCAGAAUACACAGAAGCAUCAUAUUUGCAUCUGUUCACUUCUGUUGACUGUGUUCCCCUUUCUUAAAAAUAAGGGAGCAGAUAUUGGCAAUUUUCUAAUUAUUUGUAAUUGUCCUGAAUAUGGCAACAAAAUUUAUAUAUACACACAUAUAUAUAUAUGUGUGUGUAUGUGUGUGCGUGUGUGUGUGUGUGUGUGUGUGUGUGUGCGUGUGUGUGCGUGUGUGUGUGCGCUUGUUGAAGAUUGAAUGGAAGAUUAUUACCACAAUACUGGAUUUGAUUGAUGUAAAUAAGAUCGGAGCAUGAUCCAGCACGCUUGUUCUAACAUACCACUUUUAUUAGUUUAGAGAGAGACUUUUAAAAACACUUUAUGGUGGCAUGAUAAACGGAUGGUUUUCUUAUUAGUCUGACUCGCUGCUUAAGUGAAAAUCUAUUUUUAUACAUCACCACACUCACUUCCAAGUCCUGAUUACCGUGCCCUUUGCAGGUAUUUGCAGAUUAACUCAGCAUUUAUUCAAAUUUCACUCAAAGUUUACGUUAGGAGAUGAACCAAAAAGGACAGUUUAGUCAUGUUCUUAUACGCAUCAUUGAAGUCAGUUUUUAAUGAGUAAUGCACAACGUGUGAUUGAAAUCGCUCAGCUGUCACACUGUGUCGUGCACCGUGCUCCUGCCUCGACUCUGACUCCUGAUCAGCUGUGUUUGUGCUCUGUCAGUAUUUUUGCUUUGGAUGAGCUUCCAACAGCUUCACAUAUAUGUUUACGUAGGAGCGCUGGGAUGCACAGCUGCAUCCUCACGACAAACAACAGCAACAAACUCCAUCAUCUGCCCUUAUUUUGAGUCAUUUCUACUAUAGUAUUGUGUCUACAUCUGAGGAGCGCAGCUUUACAAAAGCAGCCAAAUAAAUAGUUUACUGAAUACGACACGCAGACACACACAGUGUGUGCUGAUUCCUUAUCUGACCAUAUAAUGACUGAGAGGAAGUGCAGGCCUGAGAGCUUCUUGUGUCGUACUUGUACCUGCUGAUGUGGAGCGUUUGAAAAAGAAUCUUUCCUUCUGAACAACAAAGUGGUUUGGAUUCAUGAAAACAUGAAACGAGCUGAUGUGUGUAUAUUUAGUGACAAAAUCCAUUUUGUAAUACUAGUUAAAUAAACAUGUACUGCUCUAAACUACAGGUUGAACUAAGUAACAACAGCUUGUGUCCAAAUAAUCUGAGUUAAAUCACUUCCUGUGCACGUGUUCUGAAGCUCCCAGGCACAUCGUCCUGUUGCCUUCUUUUCACAUGACACACAUGAGCUGAAGUCUAGCCAUCACUUAUAACAUAUUAAUGUAAGGAGCUUGGAAAGAAAAGUGACUGGACUGUUUCUGUUUCUUGAAGAUGUUCCAGCUCUCAUCCAAGUUCUGAGACCAGCUGGUGGAAAGUCCCAGAUUUUAAGCCAGCUAGUGGGACGUGUUCCUUACGAUGGUUGGUGACCCAGUAUCGGAUCUUCCUUUUUUUGUUUUUUUGAAGUGCAGUAGAACUGGAUGCUACACAUUCAGACAAAAACUGCUUUGUCCCAAGGACAAAAAUCCUAACACAAACUAAACAACAUAGUGUAAGCUGUGCAGAGCAGCAGGGAGUGCUCCGAGCCCAAACAGCCACUCUAUAAACACACGGCACAACACAGAAGAGCCACCUCCACAGGACAAGACUCUGCUAUGAGUCUUCAUCUAAAGGUCAAAGGUCACUCUUUGAACACCACUGUGAGACACCAGCUGUCUGCCACCUAAAGUCCAGUCACACGAUAUGUGAUAUAUUCACUAUGUGACAAACCUCUGCUGAUUCAUGCCUUUUUUUACACCUCGGCUCAUGUGAUGAGGCACAUAGUGGGUCAAUGACCCUCUUACUCCCACUAAGGCUCACAUACCUGGGACUGUCCACCAGUUGGUCUCAGAACUGAGAAAUCUUUUUGAAUGAAACGUCUUCAAGAAACUUAAAGAAGUCCAGUCGCUCGUUAGAUUACCAUGUCCUGGAUGACUGAGAACCUACACACACACUUAUAACAUAUAACAUACAUGUGGGCCUCGAGCUGUCAGCCACAAUAUUUUACCAGAGAGAAGAACGACAAAGACAAGGCCGUGCCAAAGGACUCCUCCAGAAUAACUAAGAAAUGCCCGGACGUCCUGCCCCCACGCUGAGUUAAGGGCUGCUUUUUCACAUCAGUCUCAUUUCCCUGUCUGUACUUUGUGCCACAGAGAGGUACUACUUCAUAAUGUGCUGAUCCAAAUGAGGCAAACAGUUCAAUCACAGUUGUACAUUGUGUAAAGUGUUGAGAACAAAAUGAUGUAACUAUGAUGGAAACCAAAAUCCAACAUAACCCUUAGACGACAGGAUUCAAACCUGCACCAUACGAUGAUACUGAAACACUUUUAUGAGCAAAACAAUAAAUAAAUUAAAACU